UUGCAGCCGCCUCGGUCGCGAUGGGGGCGCAGGACCGGCCGCAGUGCCACUUCGACAUCGAGAUCAACCGGGAGCCGGGAUUUUAACCAUUCUAAAAAAAAGUGAUCCAACAGAAAGCGGAAAUUAUUGAAUAAUAUCAUUAAUAUCACACUCAAGUAAAACUUUGCCGAAUAUCAUUCAAAAGCGGUUGCAGCAGUACAUUGACAAGGAACUUCCGGAAGUUCAAGCUGGAUUCAGAAGAGGACGUGGAUGAGAGAUAUCAUUGCUGCUGUUACAUGGAUCUUGGCUGAGAGCAGAGAAUACCAGAAAGAUGUUUACCUGUGUUUUAUUGACUGUGCAAAGGCAUUCGACUGUGUGGAUCAUAACAAAUUAUGGAUAACAUUGUGAACAAUGGAAAUUCCAGAACUCUUAAUUGUGCUCAUGCAGAACCUGUGCAAAGACCAAGAGGCAGUCAUUUGAACAGAACAAAGGGGUCCUGAGUGGUUUAAAAUCAGAAAACGUGCGUCAGGGUUGUAUUCUUUCACUAUACUUAUUCAUUCUGUGUGCUGAGCAGAUAACCUGAGAAAGUGGGCUAUAUGAAGAAGAACUCAGCGUCAGGAUUGGAGGAAGACUCAUUAAUGACCCGCGAUGCGCAUAUGACGCAAUUUUGCUUGCUGGACGGGAGAAGGACUUGAAACACUUCUGAUGAAAAUCAAAGAUUACAGCUUUCAGUGUGGAUUACAGCUCAACAUAAAGAAAACAAAAAUCUUCACAACUGGAUGAUUAAGCAAUAUCAUGAUAAAUGGAGAAAAGAUUGAAGUUGUCAAGGAUUUCUUUUUACUUGGAUCCACAGUCAACACCCAUGGACGUAGCAGUCAAGAAAUCAAAAGACGUAUUGCAUUGGGCAGAUCUGCUGCAAAAGACUUCUUUAAAGUGUUAAAAAGCAAAGAUGUCACUUUGAGGACUAAGGUGCAUCUGACCCAAGCCGUGAUAUUUUCAGUUGCCUCAUAUGCAUGUGAAAGCUGAACAAUGAAUAAGGAAGACUGAAGAAGAAUUGAUGCCUUUGAAUUAUGGUGUUGGCAAAGAAUAUUGAAUAUACCAUCGACUGCCAGAAGAAUGGACAAAUUUGUCUUGGAAGAAGUACAGCCAGAAUGUUCUUCAGAAGAAGACUGGCAAGACUUCAUCUCGCAUACUUUGGACAUGUUACCAGGAGGAAUCAGUCCCUGGAGAAGGAUAUCAUGCUUGGUAGAGGGUCGGCGAAAAACAGAAGACCUUCAGUGAGUUGGUCGCAUUAUGUUUCAGCUCUUCUCAGACAUAUGUCCAAAAACAUGCAAAAACUUCCUUUGCCUAUGCUCAGGGGAGAAAGGCCUUGGGAAAACAACUGGGAAGAAGUUAUGUUAUAAAGGUUCUACAUUCCAUCGUGUGGUUAAAAACUUUAUGAUUCAGGGUGGGGACUUCAGUGAAGGUAAUGGAAAAGGUGGAGAAUCAAUUUAUGGUGGAUAUUUUAAAGAUGAAAACUUUAUUCUCAAACAUGACAGAGCGUUCCUUUUGUCAAUGGCAAAUCGAGGGAAACAUACCAAUGGUUCCCAGUUUUUCAUCACCACAAAACCUGCACCACACCUGGAUGGGGUGCAUGUUGUCUUCGGACUAGUUAUUUCUGGUUUUGAAGUAAUCGAACAAAUUGAAAAUCUGAAAACUGAUGCUGCAAGCCGGCCAUACGCAGAUGUGCGAGUUAUUGACUGUGGGGUGAUUGCCACGAAAUCAGCAAAAGAUGUUUUUGAGAAAAAGAGGAAGAAACCAACUCAUUCAGAGGACUCAGAUUCCUCCUCCAGUUCUUCUUCCUCUUCAGAAUCAUCUUCAGAAAGUGAAAUUGAACAUGAGAGAAGCAGAAGAAGGAAACAUAAGAGAAGGCCAAAGGUUAAACAUUCUAAAAAGAGACGGAAGGAAGCAAGCGGCUCAGAAGAGCCGAGGAGCAAACACUCAGUGAGCCCAAAAGGUCACUCUGAGAGGAGUGAUGCCAAUGAAAAACAGUCAGUCGAUCCAAAUGCGAAGCGGGAAAAGCCUGUGGUCCGCCCAGAAGAGAUUCCUCCAGUGCCUGAGAACCGGUUCUUACUGAGAAGAGAUAUGCCUGCUGUCACUGUGGAACCUGAACCGAAGAUUCCUGAUGUUGCACCCAUCGUAAAUGAUCAGAAACCAUCUGUAUCAAAGUCUGGACGGAAGAUUAAAGGAAGGGGCACAAUUCGCUAUCACACACCUCCACGAUCAAGAUCAUGUUCUGAGUCAGAUGACGAUGACAGCAGUGAAACGCCUCCACACUGGAAAGAGGAGAUGCAGAGGUUAAGAGCGUACAGACCACCUAGUGGGGAGAAGUGGAGUAAAGGAGAUAAGUUAAGUGACCCUUGUUCAAGCCGAUGGGAUGAAAGAAGCUUGUCGCAGAGAUCCAGAUCGUGGUCUUGUAAUGGGUACCAUUCAGACCUCAGUACAGCAAGACAGUCUGAUGGUCACCAUAGAAAACGCAGAAAGGAGAGAAAGGCUAAGCAUAAAAAGAAAGCUAAAAAGCAGAAACAUUGCAGAAGACACAAGCAGACUAAGAAGAGAAGAGUUACUGUACCUUCUGACGUAGAAUCCUCAAAAUCUUCCACCCGACGAAUGAAAUUUUCUUGUGAUAGAGAGAGGAGAACUCGUUCUUCCUCACUGUCAUCUCGUCACUCCUCAAAGAGGGACUGGUCUAAAUCUGAUAAAGAUAACCAGAGCUCUUCAACCAAUUCCAGCAGAGGCUCAUACAGAUCGAAGUCUCGCUCGAGGUCUUACUCUAGAGGAAGCUCAAGAUCAAGGACUGCAUCAAGAUCUUCAUCACAUUCUCGAAGUAGAUCAAAGUCUAGAUCUAGUUCAAAGUCAGGUCACCAAAGGACAGCAUCAAAAUCACCAAGAACAGCCUCUCAGUUAAGUGAAAAUAAACCAGUUAAAACAGAACCUUUAAGAGUAAUGGUGCCACAGAAUGAAAACAUAGUAGUCCAACCAGUGGUGGCAGAAAAUAUUCCUGUAAUACCGUUGAGUGACAGUCCCCCCCCGUCAAGGUGGAAGCCUGGGCAGAAGCCUUGGAAGCCCUCGUAUGAGCGAAUUCAGGAAAUGAAAGCUAAAACAACCCAUUUGCUGCCCACCCAAAGCACUUACAGCUUAGCAAAUGUGAAAGAGACUGGUAGUUCAUCAUCCUACCAUAAACGAGAAAAACAUUCAGAAAGCGAUCGGAGUGCUUAUUCAAAAUACACCGAUAGAAGUUCAGAAAGUUCACCAAGGUCCAGGAGCAGAUCUUCUAGGAGUAGAUCUUAUUCCAGAUCAUAUACCAGGUCACGUAGUCUGGCUAGCUCUCAUUCAAGGUCUAGGUCACCAUCAUCUGGAUCACAUUCACGAAAUAAAUACAGUGGCCAUUCAGAAUAUAGUAGAUCAUCUUCGUACUCCUCUGUCAGCAGUGAUGAUAGAAGACGAACCAAGAGGAAAUUUAGAUCCAGUGGGAAGAAAAACAGCACUUCGAGUACAAGGCACAGCAGCAGCUCUGAGAAGGCACUUGGCAGUAAAUACGUCAAGGGCAGAGACAAGUCUUCAUAUCAGAGAAAGUACAGCGAGAGCAGGUCGUCUUUAGAUUAUUCUUCAGACAGUGAAAGGUCAAGUGUUCAGGCUGUACAGUCAGCUCAGGAAAAAGAGAAGCAAGUCCAAAUGGAAGUAACUAAUAAUAAACAAGAGAAAAAGAGAGAUGAAGAGAAAUCCAAGCCUGAACGGGAAUGGCCUCGUUCAAAAAAAAGAACUUUGAAAGAAAAUCUUUCUGAUCACGCUAGAAAUGGCAGUAAGCCCAAAAAGAAGAAUUAUGCUGGGAGUAAAUGGGACUCUGAGUCAAAUUCAGAACGAGAUGUGACUAAAAACAGUAAAAAUGAUUCUCGGCCAUCUUCUGAUAAAGAAGAAGGUGAGGCCACAUCAGACUCUGAGUCAGAGUUUGGUGAAAUUCACAUCAAAGCCAAACCCACAACAAAGUCUUUAGCAAAUACUUCACUGCCUGAUGGCGGUGGUGUUUGGAAACCAAGCAAACAACGGUCAUCAGCUUCUGAUUCUGGGGGGUCCUGUUCCAAUUCAGAAAACAAUCGAGGAAAGCCACGGAAGCACAAACAUGGGUCAAAGGAAACUCUUAAAAGGGAACACACCAAAAAAAUGAAAGAGAAAUUGAAAGGGAAAAAAGACAAAAAGCACAAGGCUCCAAAACGGAAGCAAGCUUUCCACUGGCAGCCUCCCCUAGAAUUUGGUGAAGAGGAGGAGGAAGAGAUAAAUGAAAAGGAAAUUACUCAGGAGUCAAAAGAGAAAAAACAGGUUUCUGAAAAUGGUGAAACCAUAAAAGAUAACACUCAGAAAAAUGAGAAGCCCUGCGAAGAUGGCAGCAUUUCAGGUAAACCUAAUACAGCAAAUAUCUCCUCAGACCUUGAGCAGCAUACUAAAGAUGGUAGUAAACUCAGCAUUUCUCCCAUGGUUUUAAAUACUGAGGAAAACAUAGCCAGUUCACCCCCAAACAUCCAGCAUACUGAAGAGAGUGUCCCAAGCGGAGUGGAGGACGUGCUUCAAACAGAUGAUAACAUGGAGAUUUGCACCCCUGAUAGGAGUUCCCCAGCAAAGGCAGAGGAGGCUUCCCCUCUAGGAAACUCAAGCUUCGACACCCCAGAUGUAAGCAUUGUUCUCAAGCAGGAUGUGCAGACCGACAACCCUGAGGCGGAGGUAAUAAAACAGGAAAGUGGCGUGUCUGAAAGCAAAAUGACAGGGGAAAAGGGGGAACAGGACAGCGGUGUGGCCAGCUUGGCCAGUGCUGUAGAAAGUACUGGGAAGAGAGAGAUGGCUGAGAAGAGCCAGGCCAGCCUCAUGGAUAACAAGUGGAAGCCCCUGCAAGGUGUGGGGAACCUGGCAGCACCCGCUGUUACCUCAUCCACUGCUGUGGAAGUUAAGGCAUUGACUGCUGGCCCUGAAAUGAAACCACAGGGCUUAAGAAUAGAAAUUAAGAGCAAAAAUAAAGUUCGGCCUGGAUCUCUCUUUGAUGAAGUAAGAAAGACAGCACGUUUAAACCAGAGGCCAAGAAAUCGAGAGAGUUCAAGUGAUGAGCAGACAGCUAGUCGGGAUGGUGAUAGCCAGUCCAGGAGCCUAAGUAGAUCUCGAAGUAAAUCUGAGACCAAAUCAAGACACAGAACAAGGUCUGUCUCCUAUAGUCACUCAAGAAGUCGAUCCCGAAGUUCCACGUCCUCUUACCGAUCAAGAAGCUACUCAAGAAGUCGGAGCAGAGGAUGGUACAGCAGAGGUCGAACAAGGAGCCGGAGCAGUUCCUACCGCAGUUACAAAAGUCAUAGGACAUCCAGCAGGAGCAGAUCCAGGAGCAGCUCGUAUGAUCCCCACAGUCGGUCCAGCAGGUCCUACACUUAUGAUAGCUACUAUAGCAGGAGUCGAAGUCGCAGCAGAAGCCAGAGGAGUGACAGUUACCACCGAGGCAGAAGUUACAAUAGGCGGUCCAGAUCUUAUGGCUCUGACAGUGAAAGUGACCGGAGUUACUCUCAUCACCGGAGCCCCAGUGAAAGCAGCAGAUACAGUUGAAAAUGCCCUUUUUUUGAUACUAAUUAUAUCUUAUUUGUAAAUAUCUGGUGACUUAAAAGUUUAAAAACUUAAUGGCAGUCUGCUGUUCUGUUUCAACAUUAGAGAUGAAAUUUCAAGGGGGUAGACAUUUCUUGUUACACAUUCAUGUUCAUGUGUACGGAAGUAUUUAAAAUAAUACAGACAUGUCUCCUAGAAAUAUUUGUGUGCCACAUUUUACAGUAGCCAACUAUGGAAACAAAUUUCAUUUUCUUGAAUCAAGAAAUCCUGAAAUUUACCUAAGUGUGAUUUACAGUAUUAUUUUAGAUAGACUGUUUCUCUCCAUCUCUUGUAUUCCUUAGAAUACAGAUUCUUUCCCCCCGGUUUUCAGGUUUCAGCGUAUAUGCUGCCAAGCACAGAACUGUGAAGGAGAACUGUUGAAGGCGGCCAAAUAUUUAUAUACCAAUUACAGAGUCUUGUGCAUAUGUGCUCUUAAAAACAAACCACCCAGAAUUGAUGCUGAUGGUUGCCAGGAGUAUGAGGCAUGGCUCUGGGGUUCGAAACUCAUUCCUGACUUCUCGGCUGUCUCAGAGAAUCAGGGGAGUGGCCAUCAUAUAACCCACCGUCUGCAUUACUUCAGGCUAGAGGGCAAGGUUAGGAAGAAUAAAUCAGCCUUAAUUAUAAAUACCUGCACUGUCUCUAAAGGCUUAAUGCUUUGUUUGCUACCAGAAUGCUUUAAAUACUAUCAGAAAUUUAGGGUUGUCAAAAGUCAUCCCGUUCCAGUUGAUGCUUUGGUGCUUGGUGCGUUUUGGUGCCUCUUUAAGCAUUGUUCUUAUAUAUUAUACGUUAGGAUCCCGUAAGAGAGCAAAAUGAAGUGUAUUUUUUUUGAUUCACUAGUACCCAAAAUGGCUCCAUCUGAACUACCUUCACUUUGAAUAUUUAGGGAGCUUCUCCCAAGCAGAGAUAUGGGCAGGGGGUCCCCUGGAACAGGCAGGAUUGGUGUAGUCGGUGCUGUGGCCACCCAGGUCUGUUGUGCAUAACUGGUGUGUCUGCCUCUAGAAGAGUAGAUUAAGGAACGAACUUCAAAAGUGACAUCAAAAUCUAACUACCACCAUCCUGGGGACAUUUUGUAGGGUUUUUCAGCAUUUCAGGUAAGGGGUAUUCCACAACACCAAGGAAACUGUUCAGAGCACCAGCACAUCGCUCCCGCUUCCUCUGUGACCCCCGCCGGCUCCACAAAGCCUGGCAUGACAUGAGGAACCCAGGACACCAGGCAGGGGAGAGGGUGUAGGUACUGCGUAAGUUAGACAUUUCCAAGGCUUUGGGUGGUUCCUCUAAAAAUAAUUUGAGCUGUAAAGACUGGUAGGACUUUUCAAUCUUCAGCUUGAUUUUUCCCCCAAGUGUACUUAAUCACCUUAGUGCCACUUUAAUCCACGUAGGCGGAAGAAAUUCACGUUGGAUGUUUGUAGAACUCUGUCAUCUACCUCAGGCCCUGCCUGGUGUAUUUGGGAAGUAGAAGGGUCCUCAGGUGGGGGCAUGUGACAGCCCUUGGUGGAUGGAGGGGUGACUUCGGGUGAAUUAAAACCAUUGUCCAUGAUAAAUUGCAUAAACAGGGUUAGGUUGUCAAUUGUUUGCCAAGUUGAUAGGCAAAACUGCAUUAGAAGACAGGACCUGAGUAAACAGUACUUGCAAUCAACUCGAAAACAAGGUGUGAUUCAUGUUAAGGGUUUUCAAAAGCGGCCUGCAAAGGAGAAUAUUGCUUUAACUCAUUGGUGAAAAAACUCACUCAGAACCCAGACAGAAACUGCCAAAUCUUAAUUAGGUUAAGAAUAAGUUACCUUCGGGCAGUGUAGUGGUUUUCUAUUGCUGUGUAACAAAUUAGCCCAAAUUUAGCAGCUUAAAACAACCCCUGCCUAUUAACUGGCAGCUGUGUGGGUCAUGACUCUAGCUGGCAUGUUAUGGCUGGAUCCUCUGCUCAGAAGGCUGAAACCAGGAGUCAUCAGGGCAACUUUCCUUUCUGGCUGUCAGGUGAGAGCCUCUCAGGUCCUUAAGGCCACCCAUGUUCCUUCCUUGGGUGCUCCCCUCCAUCUUCAGACCAUCAAUGGCCUGUCAAGUCCUUUUCUUUCUCACACUUGGAUUUCUCCAACUACCGCUUGUUUUAAGGGUUCAUGUGAUUAGAUCAAGGCCUCCCAAAUAAUCAUUAUUUUAAGGUCAGCUGUGCCAUAUAACAUAACGGAAUCACAGGAGUGACACUAUAUUCACAGGCUCCAGGGAUUUCUGUGUGGAACUGAAAGGGGGCGGUACAUUUUAGCAUUCUGCCUACCUCAGGCAGUAACUUUGCCCAUCUCAGCUGUGGGUAUAAUUUUAACCUGAAAAGGGGGGCCCUAGAAGCCACCUUUGUUUUCUCCCUGAAAAGGACAGCCCUCAGCUGCAGCAUUCAGCUUGUGUGUUUACUGAAGUGAACUACAGGAAAAGCUUUUCUUCCUAAAGUGGACUCUUCUGUAUUUUGAAGUUAUUUUUAAUAAAACUGAAUCACGUUAUGUAUUGUGCUUCUUAAUAGAAAAGGCAUUAUUGAGCUGUUUUUGUAACGUCCUGUUUACUGCAAACGAAAUACGAUAGCUGGUAGGGUUCAAAACUGUAGAAAAUACUUUUGUACAUAUUGCCAAUGUCUGAUUUGUAUACACUCCAAUUAGAUUUCCCUACAACUUGGAAAGGGGACCUUGUAGAAAUUAAAGCCUGUACUUAAAGA
Molecule: messenger RNA, 8320 nt
Organism: Loxodonta africana (African savanna elephant)
Lineage: Eukaryota; Metazoa; Chordata; Mammalia; Proboscidea; Elephantidae
Gene: NKTR
Product: natural killer cell triggering receptor
Exons: 17
Coding region: 1273-5595 (1440 amino acids)
Biological process (GO): protein folding; protein peptidyl-prolyl isomerization
Cellular component (GO): intracellular membrane-bounded organelle
Molecular function (GO): peptidyl-prolyl cis-trans isomerase activity
Source: RefSeq, a predicted model, not a curated record